AUUGGGGAGCUUUCUGUUCACAACAUUUCACCAAGACACUGGGCCAAGAGACUUCAGGGAAAGGAGAAGUGAUUUCCUAACAGUUGGCCAGAGAACCAUAUAACUUUUUAGAUGACAUUCAAGACAUUUCACUAACAAAGACUGUGGGCCUCAGUCUAACUGACUCUUCUUGGUAUUAUGGAUUCAGGAGAUGAUGGAGAAGCCCUCAUUGGUCAGGCACUGCUGAGGCUCCAGGAUGGUGUUGCCAUGGCGAUGUCACAUGUCCGUCAGAGAGUUGUACAGAGCUUUGUCGUUUUCUUUUUUGUCUUACUGCUACUCUGGAUCUCAUCCUUUUUAUAUGGGAGCUUCUACUACUCCUACAUGCCCAAGGCGGCUUUUUCCACACCUGUGCACUAUUACUACAGGACAAACUGUGAAUCUCCUUCCUCUUUUCUGUGCUCUUAUCCAGUGGCCAACAUCUCACUGAUGAGGAACAGGAAACAUGUGCUCACAUUUGGUCAAGUCUAUCGGAUCUCUCUCCACCUGGAGAUGCCUGAUUGUCCGGCCAAUCAGGAGCUGGGUAUGUUCAUGAUCAAGACAUCCUGUUUCUCUCGGGAUGGAAGCCAAGUCACCUCCUCUGCUCGUUCUGCAAGUCAACUGCUGCCCGCCUCCAGCUCUCGCUUUAGCAUGCUGCGAUAUCGCUCAGACCUGCUAAAGUAUCUGGAAACGCUGCUGUUCCUCCCGGCCUUUCUGAGUGGAGCCACUGAGCAGAAACAAAUGCUGGAGGUGGAGCUUUUCUCAGACUAUACAGAUGACCCUUAUAGCCCCUCAGUCACUGCCGUCAUUGAGAUCCUGUCCAACAAGGUGCAGAUCUACUCAUCACAUCUCUACAUUCAUGCUCAUUUCUCUGGUUUAAGAUACUUGAUCUUCAACUUCCCUCUCCUAUCAGCCCUGGUGGGCAUCUCCAGCAACUUCAUCUUUCUCAGUUUCCUCUUCGUCCUCAGCUACAUGCGGCUGCUGUUGAAGGUGGAAUGGGGUCCAGAGCAGCACAGAGCAGAUGGACUGCUGUCAGAUAGGGACGAGAACGUGAAAAACAACCAGCAAGAGGAUGGAAAAAAUGCUGCUGGAGAUGCUGCAGAACGUCUGGGGCCCCUCCAGAUAACCCCCACAAAUCUGAGCCAGCAGAAGCCCCGUUUGCAAGUGCAUAACAGACAGACACGGAGUGAAUUAAGUGAAUCAGAGGCAUCCCCAGGCCAAUAAUAAAGGAGAGAGAGAGAGAGAGAGACAGAGAGAGAGAGAGAGAGAGAGAGAGAGAGAGAGAGUAAAGAUUGAUGUUGAUAGUAAGAUGUAAGGAUGAAUAUUUAAGAGAUAUAUGUGGUUGAAAAUGACUCGGAAAGCCCUCAUACACCAAAGCACAAAUAUGCUGAGUUAUGGAGGAUGUGGAACUGUCUCAUACUGUUGUUUCAGCUUUAAUGUUAGGACUCUAUGAUUUAUAGGUUUACAUAUCUGAAACUUCAUUACUUCGUUUCUCCUUUUCAUUGCCUUAUUAUUACUUAAAUAUAUCAGACAUUAUGACAGGCAUAUGAAUAAAUAGAGACAAAAUAUGUAACGUCACCAUCAAAUUAUCCGAUAUAUAUUUUUAAAACUCGCCCU
Molecule: messenger RNA, 1632 nt
Organism: Larimichthys crocea (large yellow croaker)
Lineage: Eukaryota; Metazoa; Chordata; Actinopteri; Sciaenidae
Product: seipin
Exons: 11
Coding region: 178-1239 (353 amino acids)
Biological process (GO): lipid droplet organization; lipid storage
Cellular component (GO): endoplasmic reticulum membrane
Source: RefSeq, a predicted model, not a curated record